CUUCCUAAAAUGAGACUCUGGGGACUUCUGCCAUUCCUGGUCCCCUUCAUCUUCCCGUGGGGCAUCUGGGAACCUGAGCUAGCAGAGGGGUUCUUUGCCGGGUCAUGCCCAAGAGUCAGAGUAAAGUGUGAAAUUGAAGAAAGAAACGAAUGUACAAGGCACAGACACUGUCCAGAGAAGAAGAGGUGCUGCUUGUUCAGCUGUGGGAAGAAAUGCUUAGACAUCAAACAAGACGUAUGCAGUCUGCCGCAGGAGGCUGGCCCUUGCUUGGCUUACCUUCCACGCUGGUGGUAUAAUAAAGAAACUGAGCUCUGUACCGAAUUCAUCUAUGGUGGUUGCCAAGGGAAUCCUAACAACUUCCAAACUGAAGGUAUCUGCAGAGUUAUCUGCAAAAAGAAACAUCUGUCUUCCUGGAUAUGA
Cricetulus griseus (Chinese hamster) is the source of this 420-nucleotide messenger RNA. NCBI's taxonomy places the organism in Eukaryota, Metazoa, Chordata, Mammalia, Rodentia, Cricetidae. The record is from RefSeq and is a predicted model, not a curated record.